This is a messenger RNA of Fusarium redolens, 2052 nucleotides long. Its product is annotated as major facilitator superfamily domain-containing protein. The transcript has 9 exons. The coding region runs from base 109 to 1809 and encodes 566 amino acids. NCBI's taxonomy places the organism in Eukaryota, Fungi, Ascomycota, Sordariomycetes, Hypocreales, Nectriaceae. The record is from RefSeq and is a predicted model, not a curated record. Gene Ontology annotation, biological process: transmembrane transport. Gene Ontology annotation, molecular function: transmembrane transporter activity.
CUCACCGUCAAGGUGGCUUCCAUUCUACCAUCAGGAUUAAAGGAGCUCCCACUGCGGUUUCUCCCACCUUGGCGCUCAGGAGGUCGAUUCGUCGCGACACCCAACACAAUGGCAGAAAAUCGUGAACCAGAAGCUAACGCGGUCAUGAGCCGUGAUAUGGGCUCAACAAAUACUAUUGUCGUCGAUUCAGGCGACAAUGAAAAGACUCAUGAGUUCAAUGACCAGACAAAUUACGUGCCAAAGCGAGCCAUCAUCACAAUAUUUCUCGCAUGUGCCAGUGUGGACCUGUUGGCUUUGAUGGACCAGACUAUGUUGGCAACGAGUUUAUACAUCAUUGGAAAUGCUUUGGGGUCAACAGCCCAGGUCUCGUGGAUAGCAAGCGGAUAUUUCAUAACUUCAACAGUCGGGCAGCUCAUGUAUGGACGAUUAUCAGACAUCUGGUCUCGCAAGAUCAUCCUCCUACUAGGCCUUGCUAUAUUCUUUGUCGGAUCACUUGCCUCGUCCUUGGCACAAUCUGUCUUACAACUCACCAUCUUCCGAGCUUUUACAGGUAUUGGAGGUGGUGGACUAAUGACUGUUGCGCAGCUUAUCGUGAGCGAUGUUGUCCCUCUGCGAGAGAGAGGCAAGUACCAAGGAAUACUGGGCGCUGUUGUUGCUCUCGCAAAUGGUAUCGGACCUGUCAUCGGAGGUGCACUCUCGUCAAGUUCUGCAGACUCAUGGCGAUGGAUCUUUAGAAUGCAACUGCCACUGACUCUUUUGACAACGCUCUGUGUACUCUUCUUCAUGCCAUUGAAGAAAGUCGAAGGAGAUUGGAAACUAAAGCUCAAAGCCGUGGACUUUCUGGGCAUACUUCUCGCCUUGGCUGGGAUGACUGUCGUUAUUCUGGGAUUAACAUGGGGAGGAAAAGAGUACUCUUGGAAUUCCGCUCAGGUUAUCGCAACACUAGUGGUGGGCACAGCAGUAUCCGUUGCUUUCAUGCUGUGGCAGUGGAAAGGUCCUCGAUAUCCAUUGAUACCAUUGCACAUCUUCAAGUCAAAAAUCGUCAACGGCGCAUGUUUAACAAUGGCUAUCAACGGCUGGAAUUUCGUUAUGCAAGUCUACUACAUCCCCUCAUUCUACCAACUCGUCUACGGCUACUCUGCCACCAAAUCCGGAGUAAUGCUUCUCCCCAUCACACUACUCCAAACAGCAAGUAGCACUUUCUCAGGGCUCAUCGUACACUGGAUCGGUCGGUACCGCGAGUGUAUCCUGUUUGGUUGGUUAUCCUGGGCCAUAGGUCUUGGUUUAAUGUCAACUCUUGAUGAGAACACGGGCGUUGGGAAACAAAUUGGUUAUUCGGUACUUAUUGGAGUGGGCGUCGGUAAUACACUGCAGCCUGCGCUCAUUGCUACGCAAGCCGGUGUCGAGAGGCGUGAUAUGGCUGUUGUCACCUCAUUCCGCAAUUUCGUAAGAAAUUUGGGGGCAACCUUGGGUCUUGCAGUUUGCGGGACAGUUUUGAACAACGUCUUAGCAGGCUCUCUAUCCUCCCUCAACCUAGAUAGACACGACUCAAAGACACUUCUCGGCAACCCUCAGACAUUUCUAGACACAGUCUCACCAAGCGAGGCCGAAAAGAUCCGCUCAGUUCUCAUCCCAGCAUACAGACAAGGAUUCCGCAUAAUAUUUCUUAUAGGCGCAGGUGUCGCAAGCCUUGCAUUCGUGCUAGCGUUCCUCCUAAUGCCACAGAUUGAUCUCACUCGACCGGACGACUCCCGGCUCAAGGAGGUAGGUCGUAAGGCUUAUGAGAAGAGAGGGAAAAGCGCGGUGUAGUGCUGGUGACGCCAGAAUUAGUUUUUUUUUCUCUUCUUCUAUUUUUUUGAGAGACUUGGUACACCUGAACUUUAUAGACAGGGGCAGGUCUUGGCUAUCAGCAAUAAUUCUGUAUUUCUUACGGUCGCUGUGACUAGACUGACGUUAUAUAACGGUCAACUGUGUGAUUCGCCCCUUGUGUUGGCCUGGUGGCGGGUUAUGGAGUUUGCCACUUCCUUGUAAGGCUGCAAGACCUUGUAAACC